Molecule: messenger RNA, 1867 nt
Organism: Cucurbita moschata (crookneck pumpkin)
Lineage: Eukaryota; Viridiplantae; Streptophyta; Magnoliopsida; Cucurbitales; Cucurbitaceae
Product: glutamate decarboxylase 1-like
Exons: 7
Coding region: 81-1640 (519 amino acids)
Biological process (GO): L-glutamate catabolic process
Cellular component (GO): cytosol
Molecular function (GO): glutamate decarboxylase activity; pyridoxal phosphate binding
Source: RefSeq, a predicted model, not a curated record
CACCUCCAUUGAUCUUCUCAUUCUUCUCUCUGCAAAUUUCUUCUUCUUCUUCUUCUUCUUCCUCCUCAUCCUGAUCCACCAUGGUUCUUUCCAAGACUGCUUCUCAGUCGGAUGUCUCCGUCCAUUCCACGUUCGCUUCGCGAUAUGUGCGAACCUCUCUCCCGAGAUUCAAAAUGUCGGAAAAUUCAAUCCCUAAGGAAGCUGCGUUCCAGAUCAUCAAUGAUGAACUCAUGCUCGAUGGAAACCCUAGGCUGAAUCUGGCCUCCUUCGUUACCACUUGGAUGGAGCCUGAGUGCGAUAAACUCAUCAUGGCCGCCAUUAACAAGAAUUACGUCGAUAUGGAUGAAUAUCCUGUCACUACAGAGCUCCAGAAUCGAUGUGUGAACAUGAUAGCUCACUUGUUCAAUGCCCCAUUGGGGGAGAAUGAGACGGCGGUGGGAGUUGGAACAGUGGGAUCGUCGGAGGCCAUAAUGUUGGCUGGCUUGGCUUUCAAGAGAAAGUGGCAGAACAGAAGGAAGGCUGAAGGCAAGCCCUAUGACAACCCCAACAUUGUCACCGGAGCUAAUGUCCAGGUAUGCUGGGAGAAAUUCGCAAGGUACUUCGAGGUAGAACUGAAGGAGGUGAAAUUGAGGGAAGGUUACUACGUGAUGGACCCAGAGAAAGCUGUGGAUUUGGUUGAUGAGAACACCAUCUGUGUAGCAGCCAUCUUGGGCUCCACUCUCAAUGGAGAAUUCGAAGAUGUGAAGGUCUUAAACGAUCUCUUAAUCGAGAAGAACAAGGAAACCGGAUGGGAGACUCCUAUUCAUGUUGAUGCUGCGAGUGGAGGGUUCAUUGCCCCAUUCAUAUACCCUGAUCUGGAAUGGGACUUUAGGCUGCCCCUUGUAAAGAGUAUUAAUGUGAGUGGCCAUAAGUAUGGGCUUGUUUAUGCUGGAAUUGGUUGGGUUAUCUGGAGGAACAAGGAAGACUUGCCUGAAGAACUCAUCUUCCAUAUCAACUAUCUUGGCGCCGACCAACCCACUUUCACUCUCAAUUUCUCCAAAGGUGCAUACCAUUUUGUUCUAAUCUCUGUUCUUCAAUAUGGCCCUUUUCUUUUUAAAGCUUACUUUUUAUUGUUUUCUGUAGGUUCUAGCCAAGUCAUUGCUCAGUAUUACCAAUUGAUCCGCUUGGGUUAUGAGGGAUACCAGAACGUGAUGGAGAACUGCAAAGAAAACAUGAUUGUUCUCAAGGACGGACUGGAAAAAACAGGGCGGUUCAACAUUGUGUCCAAGGACGAAGGAGUUCCACUAGUGGCAUUCUCCUUGAAAGACAGCAGUCGUCACACAGAGUUUGAAGUCUCAGAAAUGCUUAGGAGGUUCGGGUGGAUCGUGCCAGCUUACACGAUGCCUCCGGACGCGCAACACAUUACAGUUCUAAGAGUGGUGAUCCGAGAAGAUUUCUCACGCACACUUGCUGAGCGUCUAGUGAAAGACAUUGAAAAGGUGAUGCACGAGCUGGACAUCCUCCCGUCAAGGGCUGAUAUCAGAGAAGAGACAAACCACGUCGUGGUGGCGAAGAAGAGUGCACUGGAGACACAGAGGGAGAUCACCACUGCUUGGAGGAAGUUUGUGAUGGAUAAGAAGAAGACUAAUGGAGUCUGUUAGAGUUGGAAGGCAAAGGGUAUGCGUUAAUUGAGAGCAACGGAUGAGGUUGGUAGUUGGGAAUGAGAGUUUUCAUAUGGUUGAAGCUUGUGUUGAUUCUAUUCAGCAUAGCUCCUGUUUUCUGUUUUAAGGACAAACUUGUCGUUCUUUGUUUUGAGGUUAAUUUUUAUGAUGAGAAAUGAACUAUACCUGCCUAUAAUGGAUCAGGUAUGUGGGUCUUUUUGUUUUAA